Molecule: messenger RNA, 2525 nt
Organism: Sander lucioperca (pikeperch)
Lineage: Eukaryota; Metazoa; Chordata; Actinopteri; Perciformes; Percidae
Product: meiotic recombination protein REC8 homolog
Exons: 17
Coding region: 202-2040 (612 amino acids)
Biological process (GO): mitotic sister chromatid cohesion; replication-born double-strand break repair via sister chromatid exchange; synaptonemal complex assembly
Cellular component (GO): cohesin complex; synaptonemal complex
Molecular function (GO): protein binding; chromatin binding
Source: RefSeq, a predicted model, not a curated record
CAUUACAUUUCUGCAUAUAGCCUAUCUAAUAGCAAAAAGACCAGGCUUUAUUUUCAGUAGCUCACAGUAGCUGACCAAUCGCCUUCUGAAACUAAAAUAAACAUUAAUCUGCUUUCACACGUUGGACAAAACCCGCUCGGAUCUAGAUUAAUAUCUGCAAUUCAUCAGCUAUUUAAUCAAUUUUCCCAAAGAUUUUCUAAAAUGUUUUACUACCCCACCGUUUUGAAGCGGCAUACAGGAUGUUUUUCUACAAUCUGGCUGGUUGCUACAAAAGGCAUCAGAGUUACUCGCCGGGAUUUCCUAAAAGUCAACGUCAAAAGCACCUGUGAUGACAUCAUGAGCUACGUGCUGGAGCAGGUACCACCCCCUCGGCCUGGUCUGCCACGACCUCGCUUCUCCCUCUACCUCUCCUCCCAGCUCCAGUAUGGUGUCAUCCUUGUCUACCACCGCCAGUGUGCUAUUCUCCUGGCUGAACUUCAGUCCAUCGUGGGCUAUCUGUUGAAACAGAGGGCGUCCCAGAAAAUUGAUAUGGAUGGGCACGGCAGACAAGCCAUGGACUUCCCUGAUGCCCUGUCUCUCCUGGAGGAGACAGAAGGAGCUCUUGACCCUUUAUUCGGAGUGAUGUACAUGGGAAAAGCCUUGCCCAGCCCUAAUACACUGAUACAGAUGGGUCAGGAGUAUCUGAGAGAAACCUCUCCUGAGCAUCCUGAACUAGCCAGUCCAACUUCUGCUGCUGCAUCAGAGAGUGGCAUAACUGCAACUCCAGAAGCCAUUACUCUGAGAGAGACAGAGCCGUUCGCCAUCCCUAUUGCAGAGUUUGAGGGUGAGGAGCUUACCGAUCAGCAUCCAGAGACAAUUGACUUCCUCUUGGCCCAAACAGAUAACUUUCCAGAAGGAGAUUUGGAGAUGGCAAGAGAAGAAGUGACACCAGGAGAGCAAGAGGGGGAGAUGGAAAGGGGCAGAAGAGAGGAAGACCUGGAGAAACAGAGAACAAAAGAGCUCACAGGAUCCUCUAUCGAAUUACAGCCCACCACUCUCUCCAGUGAGUACGCCACAUUGUUGCCUCAGGAAGAGCCAGACCUGGCCGUGGAGAAGCCUGGACCACCCUCAGACCAGCUCACCCCCGUCUCUGUGCCCGUCCUCCCCUCCCCACCAUCUGCAGUGGAGGAACGUCAAAGACAAACUCUUGAGUCAGAGGAUGUGCUGCCUCCAGAGGUGAGGAGGAGGAGGAGGAAGAGGAAGAGGCAGCUGAUCUUCUUUGACCCAGAGACGCAGAUCCCCCAGGAGGUGCUGCAGCAGCAGAUUGACAACCCUCUGCUUGAGACCACACGUCCACUGUUCGCACCGCCUCCUUCUCACUGGAUGCGCCCUGCUGCUGAGCUCCUCAAGAAUCCCUGCCUGCCCUUCUUGCCUGAAGAGGUGUUGUUUCUAUGGAGACGGGCUGCGACCAUUAGGCCUCUCUCAGACUUGGACCAGCAAGUCGGGGAGAGAGGGCCCGAGUCCACCGACUCUGAAAAGGAAAGAGAGCGCGAGAUGGCUGAGGCCGCAGAGGUUGCUGAGACCGCCGAAAGAGAAGAGGGGAACCUUGAGCUCCUGACGGAGGUCCCUAGAGAUGUGGCAGAAUCAGAGAAGUUGGCUGUUUCAGAACAUGGUUCACUGCCGCUGGAGGGCUCCGACCAAAGGGAGUCGUCUCGAGAGAUCAUCUCCCCUAUGUUCACACCCGAGAAAGAAUGGUCCGCUGUCUCCAGGUCUGUUUCUACACUGCAGGACAUCCCAGAGGCAGUGGACGAGUUGCUGGGGAGAGCUGCAGCAGAGUCUCCUCCUGGGCUGCUGCUGGAUUUUCCCGAGCAUGAAGAAGCACCUGUGCUGUUUCAGUCUCUUCUGCCACCAGAGGUCGACCGCAGAACUGUCAGCAACGUUUUUCAGAGGCUCUUGGAGACUUUAUCGGCCAGGAAACUACGUGCGGAGCAGGACGAGCCUUAUGGUGACAUAUUAAUAUUUCCUGGAUCCAACUACGAGGAAGGGAAUCUGGAUUUGUGAUGUGUACACGGUCACUCGAGUCCCCACGAGCCUCCAAAACAAACAUCUUUGUUCAGUCUGAUAGAAGAUUAUUUGUCUGUUCCUGACAUUUCCUGUGUUCACUUCAUCAGAGAGAAAAAAAACAUCUGGAUUUAAAACAAUAUCAUACAAGACAAAUAUGCAUAGAAGUCAAAUGUUUUGUUACUAAUCACUUCAUAAGAUUUGUCAUUGGUGUGACCUGUUGACAUGCUUGAAAUUAUUGAAGUUUUUAAAACCUGCUGGUUUGUAUAAUUUCCAAAAGCAAAUCAUUGGUCCCAUUUGCUACUGUGACCAACAAGUUUUAUUAAUUCUAUGAGAUUUCAGAUGAGUAUUUUAACUAUUUUUAUGGUUGUAUUUUUUUCAUAUUUUUUAAAGACAUUACCUCAUGUUAAUCUGCACAUAAGUUCUGGUUAAUGUAAGUUAUGUGUCCCUUUGAACAUGAACUACAAAAUAAAAACUUUAGAAGA